AUGAAGAACUAAGAUUAUGAGGAUUAUGAUUAGGAUUAUGAAAAAAAAGAAAUAGAUAUUAUGGAGAAAUUGCAUAAGAAGAAAAUGGCAGUAAUAGAAAGAUGCUUCCCAGAUAAAAAUUCAAAAGGAUAAGGAUUGACCAUCUAACAGUUUCUCAAAGUCAUGUUGGAGCACUUGGAUUACAAUAAGGAUUCAAAAGAGGAGACCAAGAAAAUAACGUUAGCAUUAAUUGAAUUAUUUAAAGAAAUAGAUGUUAAUGGUGAUGGUACGAUGGAAUGGGUGGAAUUUAGCAAUCACAUAAUUGAAUUAGGAUUAUUAAGAAAUGACAGAUCAUUUAAAGAUGUAAUAAAAAGUUAUCAUCCAGCAGAAAACAUUAAAGAUGAACAAAAGCAUGAGACAGUGAUCGAUAGAGUGUAUUUCUUUGACAGAUUGAAAAUGCUUUUAGUAUUGGAGAAAGAGUCUCCAAAAUUUAAGGUAUACAACUCUAAUACAAGUGAACUAAUUUGGAAUGUAAAUGCUCACAAAGGAUAUGUAUUAUCUGCAGAAUUUAUUCCUGAUUAAAAUUUAAUUGCGAGUAGCAGUAAUGAUUUAACAAUAAAUUUCUGGGACUCAAGUAGUUUCAACUUAAAGUAAAUUCUCUCGGUCCCAGAAAUAUAAUUGUGUAUGAGAUAUGCAAGGUGGAGUUCCUCUUAAUCUAAUUUCUUAUACACAGGUGGAUCGGAUUCUAUAAUUCAUAUAUAUGACACAUACGAUUUAAAAGAAAGAGGGACCUUAUCAGGUUGGAACCCUUUUAUUAAAAGAGACUCCCAAUAAUACGGACACUCUUCUCCUAUCGGUGAUAUAUUGGCAAUAGAUUAGUAAAACACUCUAGUGACAGGUGGUUUAGAUGGCAAUAUUUGUUUAUGGGACAGUGCUACACAUCAACCUAAGAAAGAGCUAAGAGGCCAUGAAAAAGGUGUGUAUAGUUUAGAUUGGAGUGAUUGGAGUCCCAUGAAUUAGUGUUUGAUUAGUGCUGGAUUGGAUCAUGAAGCAUUUGUGUGGAAUACUUAUGUAAAAGAAAAGAUUUUCUUACUUAGAGGUCAUAAUCAUCCAUUAGUUGGAGUAAAAUGCUUGCCUAGAACAUCUUAAGUAGUUACAGCAGAUAUUUCUGGAAUGGUGAAAGUUUGGGAUGUCAGAAACUUUUUAUAAAUCUAAACUUUCAAUGUUCCUGCAGAUGAAAUCUAAGCAUUUACAUUAACCUAUCCAAAAAAAUAAAUUGUUGUAGGUGCAAGAAAGAUGUUCUUUUAUGAAUAUGAUGAGCCCAAAGAUUAGAUGUUGACAGAUGAGAAAAUGUGUUUAAAAGUUUUAUAUAAUUAAACUCUAACAUGUUUUAUCACUCUUCAUCCUGAUAGCGUUAAAACUUGGGAUGCUAGAACUGGGAAAUUGCAAUAGGUUUAUAGAGAAUUGAGUGUUGCUGAAUUAACUACUAUGAUUAUUGAUGCAAGAUAAAGGAAGUUGUUUAUUGGAGAUGCUGAAGGCAGAAUAUUCACUGUCAAUAUUAAGAAUGGUGCUAAAAUGAAAAAAUUUGAAAGACAUCACAAGAUGAUCACUGAUUUAGCUCAUUGGAGCAAUGAUACUAAUAGAAGAGUCAUUAGUUGCAGCAGAGAAGAUACUGUCAACAUUCAUGAUGAGGACUCUCAAGAUGCUCACAAAUCAUGUAGAUACAAAAUGAAACAGCAUCAUCUAAGUGUUAAUUCAUUGCAUGUUAAAUAAGAUAGUGAACAUUUAGUCAGUUGUGCUGAUGAUGGAGCUAUCUUUAUUAUAGAUUUAGUUUCUUACAGACAAGAACUAGUCUGGAAAUGCUAAUAUGAGUUGAAAAAAGUAAUGUUUUUGGAAUCCCAUAAUUGCAUUGUAAGUGUUGAUUCUAUCGGAAAUGUGUAUUUCAUAGGAGUUUUGGAAAGCAAAUUCAAAUCAAAAUUAUUAUUGUAAAAAACAUAUAAAGCCAUCUCUUUGACUAAUUAAGAAGAAACAUUUCCUGUGACUUCAAUAAAUUAUGAUGAUGAUUUAUUAUAUUUGGGUGAUGAAUUAGGUAAUCUAAAAAUCUGGAAUAUUAAACAAGUCUUAGAUAAAGUGGAUCUACAUUAAGUAGAGUAAAAGAUAAAGACGAGAAAGAACAAUGAUGCUGAUACAUUUGUAACAGCCAUGGAUUAUGGAUAAGAAGAUAUUGCUUAAAUAUUUGUAAUCGGAGAUAUUAAGGAGGUUGGAUAUCAAAGAAAGGCUCAUCAAGAUGGGAUAACUUAUAUCGAAGUCUGUAAAGAUGGAUCGCAUUUUGCAACAUCCUCAUUUGAUUGUUGUUGUUAUUUGUGGGCAUUUAGAAAUGGAUAAAUCUCAAAAAUAGGAGCAUUGAUUUUGGGCCAUGAUGUUAAUUGGGGUUACAGAAUAGAUGAAAAAUCUAGGGCCGAUGCCGCAGAACAGGAAGCUAAUGAAUUAUUAGAAGAACUCAAAGACACUAUUAUUCCAACUAAAGUUGAAAAAACUGAUGGGUAAAUCAGUUCAUCUAAACAACAAUUAUUGGACCGAUUAUAUGGUAGUAAGUAGCAAAAGGAAUAAUAAUAAUAAUUAAUUUAAGCAGAAAAAGAAGACAAGAAAGAGAAGGCCUUGAGUAGAGCAAAGAAUGCUUUGAAGACAUAUGAAUAAUUCAAAUAAAAACAGUUUACUUACUAGAAUCAACAAAAUCUAAAUGAUCAAGAUCCAAAAAAAUAUGAUGACUCAGAAUAUAAAGAUGUAUUCUAAUAAUAAGACUAUGAUGAAGAAGAAGAAGAUAAUUAUAAUAUUCUAACUGAUCUUUAAGAAUUCAAAUAAUAAUAACUAUCAUCAGGUGUAUAUUCAAGCAAAAAUGCUUUCAAAACCAAACUAAUUAAAGGACAUCAUAAAUCCAAGUUUUCUUGA
This is a messenger RNA of Paramecium tetraurelia, 2928 nucleotides long. RefSeq lists its product as uncharacterized. Lineage: Eukaryota; Ciliophora; Oligohymenophorea; Peniculida; Parameciidae. Gene Ontology annotation, molecular function: protein binding; calcium ion binding. The transcript has 3 exons. The record is from RefSeq and is a predicted model, not a curated record.